AUGGCGUGCGAGAAUUUAUGUUUCAAAUGGACUGUCAACCUUUAUGAAUGGUCUCAGUUCGUAAAUCCAGGAUGUUCUGCAGAAAUUAGAAGUCCGAGUUAUUCUUGUAACUGUAGUUCUUCAAAAUGGUAUUUACAUUUCUCUGCUUAUGACAGCGAGAGAAUUUUAAACCUUUAUAGGGUAGCGUCGGAUGAAAAACUUGAAGUCAAGGGAAAGGUUAACUACGUUGCAAUUCCUGGUAGACUUCUCAGUCAUAAUUUGGAUUGUGUUAUGCAUAGUGGUACGGAAUACGUAAAUAUAUUUAAUACAAACAAUAAUUUUUUACUGAAACACGAAGUAACGUUGAUGUGUGAUAUAUAUGUUAGAAAAUUAGUGGAAACUUGUGAAAAAUCGGUUCAGACUCUCAUUAAAUUUCCGAAGGAUGAAAAAUCUAUUCAAAUACCCACGACGUCCACUAAGCUAAAGCGUGAUAUGCGUGACCUAUGUCAGAAAUGCCACCAAUCUGACUUUGUUCUUGUCAGCGGAGAUGUAGAAAUUCCUGUUCACAAAUGCAUUCUUUUUGCCAGAUCUCCAGUGUUUGCUCAAAUGUUUCAGCAUGCCAUGACUGAAAAUACUGAGAACAGAAUGGUCAUCACUGAUGUCCAACACGAUGUAUUGGAGGAGGUGGUGCAAUUUAUGUACUGUGGUGAGAUAAGUCCUGGCGCUUAUGCGAUGGCUUCUGACCUGUAUUAUACGGCCGACAAGUACUCCAUUUGGGAUCUUAAAGAUAUAUGUCGGGAAUAUAUUAUUUCUUCUAUCUCCAUUUCAACAGUUAUUGAGACAUUAAUUUUAGCCGAUAGGCAUCAAGAUAAUGAACUACGUCAACAUACCAUGAAUUUUGUUGCUUCCAUGUUUAAGCACAUAAAAUCUACCGAAGCAUGGGUUACCUUUAAGAAAGAUAACGUGCGCCUGGCAAAUGAAAUUAUGUCAUUUGUGUUAGACCAGAUAUAUUCUGAAGAAUCUUAG
Molecule: messenger RNA, 1005 nt
Organism: Stegodyphus dumicola
Lineage: Eukaryota; Metazoa; Arthropoda; Arachnida; Araneae; Eresidae
Product: protein roadkill-like
Molecular function (GO): protein binding
Source: RefSeq, a predicted model, not a curated record